UUGAGCUUUAUUUUCAGAUAUCUCUCCCUUCUGCGGCAGUUCUCGAAGCAUUCGCUGAGCACUUAUGAACUUUCAGUGGCUGUGGAAAAGCUCUUACCAAGAGACCUGCAAGUCAUCCAUGGUGAAUUUGUACAAAUUUUGUCGGAAUCAUGUCAGCUGAGUACAGUUUCGAGAUCGGUUGAGGACAUUCUUAUGGGAAAGAAAAGUCGAGAGUUAAAGACAAUGUUAGCUGAUCGAAUCGAUGCUGCAGUACAUGUGCGUAAGAACCCCUCUCUGAAUGGAAUUGGAUUCCGCAGUGACUUUCAGCCACUUUUUAGUAAUGGCAUUGAACGGAAACAUUCUCUUCACCAAAUCACUACAGCAGACCUCUUUGAGUCGUUCACGAACGGAUGGGCAGCUCCCGACUCAACAGCUGGUCAAAUUAUUGGCGAAGCUGUGAAAACAAUGUUAGCUGAUCGAAUCGAUGCUGCAGUACAUGUGCGUAAGAACCCCUCUCUGAAUGGAAUUGGAUUCCGCAGUGACUUUCAGCCACUUUUUAGUAAUGGCAUUGAACGGAAACAUUCUCUUCACCAAAUCACUACAGCAGACCUCUUUGAGUCGUUC
Messenger RNA from Cooperia oncophora, 603 nucleotides. Lineage: Eukaryota; Metazoa; Nematoda; Chromadorea; Rhabditida; Trichostrongylidae. The record is from the annotation of a GenBank genome assembly.